AUGGGCAGCAAGCGAGCGGCUCUCUUCCUCCUCUGCCUCAUGGCCACAACCUGCGGAGGGGCGGAGCCCUCCUGCCCAGAAGCCCAGGUGGUGGAGCUGAAGGGCAGCAGCAAGCUGGCCAUCCUGAGGGGAUGUGCAGGGAUGCCUGGCUCUCCAGGGGCCCAGGGACCCCCUGGCUUUCCUGGGGCCAAAGAUGAGAAGGGCUUCGAUGCUUUCCAGUGCAAACGAGGGUUGGGGGUAUUGGGCCAAGCCCCUGGGGAAGGGAGUGCCCCCCUCUCCUGCCUCUCCUUCUGCCCAGGUGCCCGAAACUGCAAGGAACUCCUGGCCCAGGGGGUGGUCCUGAGCGGCUGGCACACCAUCUACCCCCAGGACUGCCGACCCCUGCGGGUGCUGUGCGACAUGCACACCGACGGAGGCGGAUGGAUCGUCUUCCAAAGGAGGUCGGAUGGCUCCGUGGAUUUUUUCCGGAACUGGGCUGACUACAAGAAGGGAUUUGGAAGCGAGCUGAAUGAAUUCUGGCUGGGGAACGACCACCUUCACCGCUUGACCUCGCUGGGAAAGAACGAGUUGCGUGUUGACUUCAUGGAUUUCGAAAGUAAACAUUCCUUCGCCAAAUACGGAUCCUUCCAGGUGGCAGCAGAAUCCGAUCAGUAUCGACUGACUCUGGGCAACUUCAUUAGCGGCCCUGCAGGCGACUCUCUAAAGAGGCACCACAACAUGCCCUUCUCCACCCGAGACAAGCAGCAGGACCCCAAAAACCAGAAAUGCGUUGACAAAUACAAAGGGGGCUGGUGGUAUAAUGACUGCCAUGACGCCAACCUCAACGGGAUUUAUUAUCUGGGAAAACACAAUUCUUUUGCGGACGGCAUCAACUGGAGAACAGGGAAAGGCUACAACUACUCCUAUAAGCGCACAGAAAUGAAAUUCAGGCCGGUGGGUUAGUGGGUCUCUUCCUGAGGGGUUCCUAAGGGCAUCUAGUCCAU
Messenger RNA from Thamnophis elegans (Western terrestrial garter snake), 983 nucleotides. RefSeq names its product ficolin-1-like. The record is from RefSeq and is a predicted model, not a curated record. Bases 1 to 942 code for a protein of 313 amino acids. The transcript is spliced from 7 exons. Lineage: Eukaryota; Metazoa; Chordata; Lepidosauria; Squamata; Natricidae.